GAAGCGGCGGCGGGCGCUGGGUGAGACCGGCCGUGGCCGCGGGUGCUGUGACCAGGAGCGGCCGCGCGGUGGCGCCUGCGGCGCGCUGGUGUCGCGGUGUGACGUCAGACGCGCGGCCCGUGACGUCACGGGGCGGAGCGGACGAUGCUGAGCCGGCUGCAGGAGCUGCGCAGGGAGGAGGAGACGCUGCUGCGGGUCAAGGCGGCGCUGCACGAUCAGCUCUGGCGGCUGCGGGUGGAGGAGCUGGCGCUGCAGUCCAUGAUCAGUGCUGGUGAGGAGAAGGUCCCUGUGCCCCUGCCAGCCUUGGCCGAGGACACUCAGCAGACUCUUGUGCAGAUGGACAACGAGGCUGCUAUCAAUCAAACUGAGUUACACCUUAGUCUUCAGGAUGACAAAGAGGAGGAAGAGGAGGAGGAGGAAGAAUCUGAUUCUUGAGAGAAAGAAAAUCAGAGAUGGUUUUUAAUACAGACUCAGGAAUUUCUUCUUCAUUCAUCUGAAACUCACCAAGUGAUUUCCAUUUUGUGCUGUGUGGAUAUGAACUAUUUGAUAUAUCAGAGUCGAACAUGUGAAUUUCACAGGCUGGGCACAUCUUGACUCAGAUGUUGAAAGAAUGAAAAUCUGCUGCACAAAUAUGUAGCAUAAUCCAUUCCACAUUUCAAACCUAAUGUAGCUCUUACAACAUCUUUGGAUGUGGAAGGAGAAGUAAUUGGUCAACCAAACUAAUUAACACGUGUACUAAAAGCAAUAACUUUGUUCUCAUUUCCUGAUGUGAGAAACAAAUCCAGGUCCUGGAGGCUGGUGCUGCCCCAGUGAUUGCAUUAUAACCUCAUUUGCCUAAACUGGGAAUUUGAGAUACAGGGUGAGAAAAGAUGUGUCCAGAGCUGUCUCCAGCCUUCAGCUGCUGUGUUCUCAGUUCCAUGGAAAGCUGGAGUUACUCCCAGAGUCCUCUCAGUGUCAGCCCAAUUCUGAGCACAGCAGGGAGGUCUCUCUGUCCCCCUGGUGUUCUUCAGUUCUGUUAGUCUGUCCCAGAGAAGGAUUUUCUACUUCUGCUCCUUCAGAGCAGCAGCCAAGGAGCCUUUUAUUUGUCCACAAAUUAUAGAGCAAGAAAUGAUCUGUGGUGCUUCUAAUAAGCUAAUACUCUUAAAUUGUUGUUCUUUUCUUUUUCUCUCAUUGUAACCUCAUAAAUCAAGACAAGGUCACCUGCCUUCAUGUGAUUCUCAUGAAGGAGUUUAAGAACUUAGUUAUAAAUGGAAAGUUUUAUGAGUGUUAAUUUGGCUCUUGUUUGGUUUGUACCAAUGGAAACCAUUGGGAUGUAAAUGUGGCUUCAUCCUGUACUAAAGACUGUUUGGGUUGUGGGGAUCUUGGAUGUCUCAAGGAAGGAAUUUAGAACAGGAGUGAAGAAGAGAUUGUUUAACAAAGCUUUCCCAAGCCUGACAGGUAAAAAAGCCCCAAAAGCCUGAACCAAAAAUGCUCUGGUCAAAUAAGCCCUUGCAGUGAUGUGUGUGAAGAGCUGGUUUGGGAGAAGCUCAGGAGCCAUCCUGGCCUUUCUUAGCACAUUUCAACUCCAAAGGGUAAUUUUAACUGUUGAAAAAUGUUAUUUGUGCCCAGCAUGGUUCAGGGUAGUUUUCAUGAAUAGAAUUGCUGCUGCUUUUGUGAACAAGUCCCUUGCUUUUGGAUUUGAACAGCCCAGUUCUAGUGCAUGUUGCAAUAAAUUUUCCUGCUGUCCUUCCACACAA
Molecule: messenger RNA, 1736 nt
Organism: Oenanthe melanoleuca
Lineage: Eukaryota; Metazoa; Chordata; Aves; Passeriformes; Muscicapidae
Gene: SNAPC5
Product: small nuclear RNA activating complex polypeptide 5
Exons: 3
Coding region: 145-435 (96 amino acids)
Biological process (GO): transcription initiation at RNA polymerase III promoter; transcription by RNA polymerase II
Cellular component (GO): nucleus
Source: RefSeq, a predicted model, not a curated record